CAAUCACCAGACCGUCGUACGACUCAAUUGGUGGCAAGACGGACAGCCGGGCAGUCUGAACGAGUUCUGUGUGGCGUUUGACUCGAGAGUGGGGACCCUGAGUGACGAGGAUUGUAACAACGCUCUCCCUUUCAUCUGUCAGUUUGGUGAGUAAAAAAUAAAUAAAAAGCUCACUAGAUUUGUUUUGUUUCACUGACAUCGCUUUAUGAACAGGUGAAAUAUUCUAUCGCACUUUCUAGUUACAAUUUUUAAUAAAAGUAGAGCCUUUGAACUAUUCAUGAAGGAACUUGUAGUUUCUUAAAAAACGAGCCUUUUUAAAAAACAAAACAAAUUGAAAUCGUAUAAAUCAUUUUACAUGCAUUAUUUUGCCAUUAUUUAUGUAUUGCUCAGUUCAAGCGAUCAACCUUUCGAUCAUAUAUUUGAUGCGAUUUUUAUACGAAGCCUUUUCACAACUUUCAAAUUGCUAUAUCGUCAAAUUCUCAUUUUUGUCAAUAACGUUUCAUAUUUCCUUAACUUUCCCCUUCAAAGAAUAUUUUUUUUUGUACUGCAUACUUAAAUACUUAGCAAAUACGAAGUAUAUAGCAGCAGCUAGACAAUUCAUCUCCACGCGAGAACGCGCAACGAUUGGACAAAUGAUUAACAAUCACCCCGCCCCUUUGUGAAAAACAGAUUUUAUGGGGGUUUGGGCUGAACAUUUGACAGAAUGUGUUGUCAUCGACAACGAGUCUAUGCCAAGUUUCAGCGUGAUAGUAUGACGGGAAAUGGGUCAAUUAGUAUUCCGAAGAUUUUUACCACGCAGAAACAUGAAAAAAAAGCGAAGUUAAUCUAAAGGAUUAAAAAAUGACUUAUAUCUAGUCUACCCCAACAACUUUGCACAUUUCAACUCGGCAAGGAGAUAUUAAGCAAAGGCAGAUGCUGUAUUUUGCAUGGUGUGACGAAAAAAAUUAUAUAAAAAAAAAAAGCACAGCUAUUUCUCUGAAGGUGGCGCCAUCAAUAGGUCCUCUUAAAAAUAUAUAUAUUUAAGAACAAUCAUCAAUGAUAAUACGAUUCAAAAUAUGGUGAAAUGAAUUUAUUGAAAUUUUUUUUAAAAAUAACAUUUUGAUUAUAAAACAAAUAUUACAUAUUCUUAAGGUAAUCGCAAAACAGUAACGACAGAUUAUUAUAAAAGUUAGUUAAAGAUUUAUUUUCCGUCUUCCCUUGUUAGUUUUUAAGCCACGCAGUUGUCUGUCAUCUCUGAACUUCUCUCUUCUUUAUUUCUAAAGCAUUUGGCUAAAUUUGCAUGAUCUGGCUCUCGGUCUGUUUCCCAGAAGUUUUCCAUUAGAUAAACAACUCUGUAAUACUUUAUCUUGUUACAAUGUUUUUCUUCCCCUUCGUUUGGGUGACUUUCAUUUUUUUUUUUUUAAUAUAAAUUUAAUUAUAUAUUUUAUUUAUAUGUUUAAAUUCAUCAAUGUAAAAUUUCAAGUGUCCUUACAUUACGAAAUGUACAGAGUUUAAAAGAAAGUCAACCUUUUAAAAAGUGUACAUUGGUUCCCCGUUUAAACCCCAGAUGCUGCCAGCCCGUGUGAAGGAAUCCUCCCAGGCUCUGUCUACGCGUCCGGUUACUGCUUUAAAUACUACAGCCAACAGGUUACGUGGUCGGAGGCUCGGGUAAGUGGUACUGGGUAAGGUGAUGAGGUCACCAACAUAAAUUGGUGGAGGAAGGUACUUUGGUCAACCAAAUGAAGUAGUGGAUGAAAGUGCUGGGGUAAACAAAUGAAGUAGUGCAGAAAGCUACUUUGUUCAAUCAAAGAAAGUAGUGCUUUGGUCAAACAACUUAAGUCGCGGAGAAAGGUAUAGGGAUUAGUAAAUUUAAGUUUUGGAGGAAAGUGCAAUUUUUUUGUGGAGAAAGUCGUAACCCUAUUUACCAAAAGAACAUCGAGUAUUAUUUGAAAUCUGGCAAAAGCUGUAAACGUAAAGAAUAACUAAGAAUUGUCUGGUGUUGACCAGGCCUAUAACCAACACCUCCCGGUAAAAAAAGAAAAUAAAAAAAAUGGAAAGAAAAAAAAAACAAAAGAAGAAUUGGAGUAUUUUCACGCUUCUUCUAUUGUUAUUUAUAAACUUUUGAAAACACAGUGUGCCUUACUACCCUUCUGCACAGAAUUUCAUGGCGUAAUUCAUUUUAAGAAAAUUUGAAACGAUUCUUUAGAUUACAUUUUUUACGGCGUUUAACUUGUCUUUGAAAGAUAAAUCCAGUUUUUGAACUACUCUAUUUUAUUCUAUUGUUGCCGUUGCCACCUAAGUUCCCUCGUUAACUUGCCAUCGACGUCUGGUGGAGGCGUCCUCUUGUCUUUUGCACCGUAAUGUCACGUUAUUUUUUUUUUCAUUCUGUUAUCUUUGGGCGCUCCCGUCACAUGCAGAGCAAUUUAUUUUCUGAUGCGUUUUCUAUUGUUCGUAGCCCUCUAAGAAAUUAUUUGAAUGUCACAUCACCUUAUUCGUAUCUCAAGGACAAUGAAAGUGUUUUUUUUUUCCUAAUUAGAGGCUUAAUUAUUAAUAGAACACUUUAAAUUGUCAGCAAUCAGAAAAAAUAAUAAUUAAAAAAUGAAAUAAAAAUAGAUUAUUUAAAGAACUUUCCCGAUGUGUUCCCAUCUCUAAUUGUCAUAUAUGAAGCACAAAGUCACUGAAUUAAUAUUGUUUCUAUGUUUCUUUGAAGUCUUACUGUCUACAUAACAACUCUCACCUGGCUGAACCGAAGACCGCGGAAAUGGAACGUGUGG
Molecule: messenger RNA, 2753 nt
Organism: Lymnaea stagnalis (great pond snail)
Lineage: Eukaryota; Metazoa; Mollusca; Gastropoda; Lymnaeidae
Source: the annotation of a GenBank genome assembly